CGCCAUCUUUCUUUUUACUUGCUGUCUCCCGUGGCCACUAAUCUGUGUUUUUAGGGUUAAACAUUUUGCAAUGAGACUGAAACGAUUUCUCUUGCGAUAUUACCCUCCAGGUAUUAUCUUGGAAUAUGAACAACACGGUAAUAUAAAGAACAAGUCAAUAGAUUUAUUAGAUUUAAAACCUGAAACAGAUAUAGAUGCUGUCAUGGAUGAAAUAAUGAGCAAAGAACCACUGAUAACACCAUCUAGAUUAGAACAGGUCAGACAGCUAAUACAGAGGUUACAAGAAAAGCUUGCACAGAGUGAUGACCAUAAAUUUUAUUUAUUUAAGGUGCUACGUGCUCACAUAUUGCCAUUAACCAAUGUAGCUUUCAAUAAAUCUGGUUCUAUGUUUAUAACGGGCAGUUAUGAUAGAACAUGUAAAGUGUGGGAAACUGCAUCAGGAGAAGAACUACAUACAUUAGAAGGGCAUAGAAAUGUUGUAUAUGCUAUUGCAUUUAAUAAUCCAUAUGGUGACAAGAUAGCCACAGGAUCUUUUGAUAAAACUUGUAAACUUUGGAGUUCAGAAACUGGUAAAUGUUAUCACACAUUUCGAGGUCAUACAGCUGAAAUUGUAUGUAUAUCAUUUAAUCCACAAAGUACGUUAGUUGCUACUGGUAGUAUGGAUACUACAGCCAAAUUAUGGGAUGUUCAAACAGGAGCAGAAGUUAGCACGCUGUCUGGGCAUUCUGCAGAAAUCAUCUCAUUAUCAUUCAACACAACAGGAGAUCAGAUUAUUACGGGAUCAUUUGAUCAUACUGUCUCUGUAUGGGAUGUCAGGAGUGGAAAGAGAAUUCACACAUUAAUAGGACAUAGAGGUGAAAUAAGCAGUGCUCAAUUCAACUAUGACUGUUCAUUAAUUGCUACUGGUUCUAUGGACAAAACAUGUAAAAUAUGGGACAGUAGUGUUGGUCAGUGUGUAGGAACAUUGCGAGGUCAUGAUGAUGAGAUAUUAGAUGUUGUAUUUGAUUAUACAGGACAAUAUGUAGCUACUGCAUCAGCUGAUAGUAAGUAUGUCUCCCACAAACACAGCGUAAACAAAACAAGAACUACACAUGUUGAUUAUACAGGACAAUAUGUAGCUAAUCUUACCUUUAACCCACAGGGUACCAAGUUAUUAACAGCGAGUGCUGACAAAACUGCCAGAUUAUGGAAUCCAUUAACAGGAGAGUGUUUGCAAGUCUUGGAAGGCCACACAGAUGAAAUCUUUAGUUGUGCAUUUAAUUAUGAAGGAAAAACUAUUAUUACAGGUAGCAAAGAUAACACUUGUAGGAUAUGGCAGUAACCAGAUGCGCAAACAGACCACUGCAUGUCAACUAACAAUUUGAGAAGAGACCAAGAGACAUGUACAUGACUGAAUCAUUGUGACUUCACAACAGAUGGAAUCCUUGUAUUGAUUGGCAAUUGUCUUGUCUAUUUUUACUCAGAUAUUACAUAAUGAUGUGCUUGGUGUCUUUAGUUUUCUUGUAAACAAGUACUAUAAAAGCUAUGCAUACAUGUAAGUUAUAUCGUUUUAUUUCCAAAUCGUGUGUAUUUUGUGCUUGCACCAUUCUAAUUAUUUACAUGCAUAUUGUGGGGGUUUUUUUUGCUGAACUGCAAAUUGUUAGAAGAUGGUUCUACUUCUGUUAACAGACGAAUAAUUGGAUGUUCUGUGGGACAUCAUAGACAUGUGAUCAGAAUAGUUGAAAACUUAGAAUGACGACAUGUAUAUAUUUUGUGUAAUACUUCAUAAAGACCCAUUGUAAUGUUCUCAUCUUAUGAUUGCAAGUAUUAGUAAUAUAUUUAUUUUUAUUGUUCUUGUAUUUACUCUGCAUUUGAGUAAUUCAUUCUACAUGUACCACCCUUAUUUCUUAGAAACAAUUCUUAUGAUAAAAAGCAUCUAUUUUAAGAAAUAUUAUCUCUUAUUUCUGUUCAAUAAAAUCUUUGAAGGUACCAACUUUUUAUGCUAAAGAUGAUAACAGGCUUGACAUCUACAGCUGUGAUUUUCUUCAGAGAUUUCAUCUUGGUAUUUUGACUUUGGAUAGAACAUCUGUAAAUAUUCUAAUCGCAGGCUGGUAGUUGAAUACAAGUACUUACCGGUACUUCCCUGCUUUGACUGUAUGCUAAGGACCAAGCAUUCUCAGAUGGAUAUUGUUGAUAGAAGCACUAACUACAGUGGACGUUAUGAACAUGAAUGACUCUGAUAAAUUAAUGUUGCUGUGUAUAUGGAUACAUUGUAUAAGCCCCCUAUAAACUUAGUUGGUUACCUUUCUAUUGUCUAUUUUGUUUUCAAUAAUGCAGCUGUGCCUAAAAUUUUGUAAAUUGCAAAUAAAUAAAGUUGUUUUCAAAUUUUCUCAUGUCAAUGUUAGGGGCACUAUUGAAUGAUCUCGAGAAUGACUGUAAGAAAGACAGAGAAAUGUACUUUAUUGGUGAAAUCAUAACAUUUCUGACGAUUGUUUAGACAUAUGUAUUCCAUAUCAAAUUGAUUGAACAUGUUAACCUUGGAUAGCUAGUCAAAAUUGAACUUACCAUAAAAACUUAAUUUUGUUAAAUGUAUCCU
This is a messenger RNA of Saccoglossus kowalevskii, 2575 nucleotides long. RefSeq lists its product as uncharacterized. Gene Ontology annotation, molecular function: protein binding. The record is from RefSeq and is a predicted model, not a curated record. NCBI's taxonomy places the organism in Eukaryota, Metazoa, Hemichordata, Enteropneusta, Harrimaniidae.